This is a messenger RNA of Elaeis guineensis (African oil palm), 1443 nucleotides long. RefSeq lists its product as uncharacterized. The record is from RefSeq and is a predicted model, not a curated record. NCBI's taxonomy places the organism in Eukaryota, Viridiplantae, Streptophyta, Magnoliopsida, Arecales, Arecaceae.
AUGCAACACAAGUGAGCAUUCAUGAGGGCCGGGUCCUCCAUGAGUAAAAACCAAGCAAUUUCCCAAGUUUCUUCCUUUUUCUCUCAUGGACGUGGUCCAUGCCCAUCUAACCACCAUGUAUAACAUGCUCAUGUCCGUCCAUGCAUGGUGACCUUUGUCAGCAUACUUGGUGUGGGGGUUAGAUCUAUAUUUAGUGUAGGAGUGCAAAAAGAGGGGCAGUUCCAGUCCUGGCAAUGGGUCACCACUGCUGCAGCAAGCAGAAGGUCAAGAGAGGCCUGUGGUCUCCUGAGGAAGAUGAGAAACUCGUCAAAUACAUCACUACCCAUGGCCAUGGCUGCUGGAGCUCUGUCCCAAAACAAGCAGGCCUGCAGAGGUGUGGAAAGAGCUGCAGGCUGAGGUGGAUCAAUUACCUGAGACCUGACCUCAAGAGGGGGUCCUUCUCAGCACAAGAAGAAAGGAUCAUCAUAGAUGUGCACAGGAUUCUAGGCAACAGGUGGGCUCAGAUAGCGAAGCAUCUUCCUGGGAGGACAGACAAUGAGGUGAAGAACUUCUGGAAUUCAUGCAUAAAGAAGAAACUGAUUGCCCAGGGUUUGGAUCCCAAGACCCACAACCUAAUCCCCACUGCUCGCCCUAAUAAUAGCAUCAAUUCAGCGAACAUCUCUCAGUUCCACCACCCCCACUCAUCAACCACACCCUUCACUAUCAGUUCCCCCAAUAAGAGCUUUGAGACAGCAACCCCAAUGGACAUGAACCCUCCUUUGGUCACAGUACCUCCCCCACCCACUCUUCCCUUGCAUGAGACAAUACCUAUCUCCACCUUCCAAUACCAAGAUGCCAACGUCUUGAUGAGCUUCAAAGAUCAAAAUUGCCACACUUCAAUAGACUUCACCCAUGGUUCUUCUUCUUUAGAUCAGACAAACAUGUCCUCUUCUUCAUUCCAUCAGCCUGGAUUUAUGGAUGAUUGCAUGUGGGCUAGUACUGUUGAGCCACUGGAAGCCCCAAGGCAAAAUGAGGUAGAAUUCCAACAAGGGCAAGGCCAAGCGCAACCACUGGCGUGCAAGAUGGACUUCGAUGGGCCCAAUGAGGAGAAGGGGCUAGAGAUGGAGAGCUCCUACAACAGUUCCACCUUCGAUAUCGAGCUCAUGGAAUCUGCACUAAUGCCUUCUGGAAUCUUUUGCGGUGGGAGCUCAAUUGAGCAACUGCAGUGGGAUUGCUAGGUCUCCUCUCUCUUCUACUUUUUCUUUUUUUAAUUUUAGCUGCAAGACAGGCAGGAUGAGGCAGUUUGAGCCAGAAAUAACAAUUGGAGAGGUGAUCAGGAAGUGCAUUCCAUUGCAAAGCAUCUUUUGAAGUUGCCUGAUGUCCCCCCUAAAUGUUCAUGAGUAGUACUUUCCAUGGACUUGAUCAAUUCCAAGUUCUCACAUUAAUUUUCUUCCAUUCCAUGCA